AUGUUCCAAAUUAUCUUUUUCAUACCACUCAUCAUUGCAAUUUCCGGAACAAACAAUGAUUGUUAUGAUAUAGGUACAUCUUGUAACAAAAGAAUAUGCACAAAAUUUCCGCAAUUUGCUCGUAACAGUUGCGCUAAAACAUGUGGUUUUUGUGGUUCCACUAAUUCAGAUACUUCGUCUAGCAGUAGUGCUAGCAAAUCAGAUGUAUGCUAUGAUAAGGAUUCUGAUUGUUCAAAUGAAAUUUGUCAAAAUUAUCCAUACACAGCUAAAGAACGAUGUCCUAAAUUUUGUGGCUUAUGCAAUGAUUCAUUAUCAGGAAAUAGCGGUCAUUUGUCAUCAGUGAUCUCAUCGUCACAUCAGCAAAGUUCAUCACUGAAAAGUGAUAUGAUUCAAUCAGCAAUCAUUGAUAAAGAAAGAAAAUUAUCAUCACUAUGCAUUGAUAAGGAUUAUGAUUGUACCAAAGAAAUUUGCCAUAAUUAUCCAUUUACGGCAAAAGAACGAUGUGCCAAAACAUGUGGCCUAUGUUCUGGCACAUCAGGUAUAGCUAAUUUAGGUAAUCAUACAACUAUGGAAAUAAGUAAAUCUAAAGGAAUUUCAUCAUUACCGCUUAAUCGAGAAACUGAAAAUGUUCCCUUAAAUGGUCAUUUGUGUUUUGACAAAAAUAUUAAUUGCAAAAAAGAAAUAUGCCAUAAUUAUCCAUUUACUGCUAAAGAACAAUGCGCCAAAACAUGCGGUUUUUGUAGUGAUAAUGAAGGAAUCAUUCCACCACUGCCACCUUCCUUAUCAGGAAACAAACCAUCAGCAACAGCUGAAGAUUGUAGAGAUGAGAAUUCCCAUUGUUCGGAACAAUCAUGUUUGGAUUAUCCAUGCAAAGCACGUAGAGAAUGUGCUAAGACUUGCGGGUUUUGUGGUGAAAAAUGCUCGAUAUCCGACCUGAAACCCACUCCGGAUAAUUUGGAAAACGAAGGUAGCAUAAUCACUCUCGAUGAUGAUGACGACAGUGAUGACGAUGAUGCCGGUAGAAGAAGCUUCAUACAAUCAACAGCGACAUCAGGACAUCACUCAAUUUCCAGAACUGGUUAUGAGUCCAGCGACAAGCGAAAUGACCUAAUUCAUGGAAGGUCAGGACAUCGUCCUACCCAAGGAAUUGGUGAUGGAUCCAUCGGUAAACGAACUGACUCAAUUCGCAGAACGCUAGGACAACGUCCAAUUUCCGAAAUUAGUGAUGGAUCUACUGGCAAACGAACUGAUACAAUUUCUGAUACAUAUGUGCAACAGCCAACACCGCACAGAGAGCGGAGCAGAUAUCCUGGUAGAACAGGCCCAUGUAGUGAUGAAAAUCAAUAUUGUGAGAAGGAAGAUUGCUAUAAGUAUCCAAGAUUUGCUCAACGAUACUGUGAAAAAACUUGCGGUUAUUGUUAA
Messenger RNA from Brugia pahangi, 1422 nucleotides. NCBI's taxonomy places the organism in Eukaryota, Metazoa, Nematoda, Chromadorea, Rhabditida, Onchocercidae. The record is from the annotation of a GenBank genome assembly.